This is a messenger RNA of Conger conger (European conger), 4435 nucleotides long. RefSeq names its product sideroflexin 1 (gene sfxn1). The transcript is spliced from 11 exons. Gene Ontology annotation, biological process: serine import into mitochondrion; monoatomic ion transport. NCBI's taxonomy places the organism in Eukaryota, Metazoa, Chordata, Actinopteri, Anguilliformes, Congridae. The record is from RefSeq and is a predicted model, not a curated record. Gene Ontology annotation, molecular function: monoatomic ion transmembrane transporter activity. Bases 116 to 1084 code for a protein of 322 amino acids. Gene Ontology annotation, cellular component: mitochondrial inner membrane.
UCCCCUCGGUCGCUUUGAAUACGAGAAGAGUACUCGCUUCACACGAAGCAAUCGGGGACACCCCUUUACAGUCAAACCAUAUCUUAAUACAGCGAAGAGGCCGAGGACAAUCACCAUGACGACAGAGCUUUCCACAAACAUUAAUAUCAAGGAGCCGCGAUGGGACCAGGAUACCUUCAUGGGACGAGCCAAACACUUCUUCACCGUCACCGACCCCCGGAACAUUCUCUUAUCCAACGAACAGCUGGAGAACGCUCGGAAAAUUAUCCACGACUACAGGCAGGGGGUGGUGUCCCCCGGCCUCACAGAAGAUCAGCUCUGGAGGGCGAAGUACGUCUAUGAUUCGGCCUUUCACCCAGAUACAGGGGAGAAGAUGGUGCUGAUUGGUCGAAUGUCUGCGCAGGUCCCUAUGAACAUGACCAUCACAGGAAGCAUGAUGACGUUCUAUAAAACGACUCCAGCAGUGCUGUUCUGGCAGUGGAUCAACCAGUCUUUUAACGCCAUCGUGAACUACACCAACCGGAGUGGAGACGCACCUCUCACUGUCAGUCAGCUCGGUACUGCCUACGUGUCUGCUACGACGGGUGCCGUCGCAACAGCUUUAGGGCUAAACGCACUAACCAAGCACGUAUCCCCUCUCAUUGGCCGGUUUGUCCCCUUCGCUGCCGUAGCUGCUGCUAACUGUAUCAAUAUCCCGCUGAUGAGGCAAAGAGAGCUGAAGCACGGUAUUCCCAUAAUGGACCAGAACGACAACCGGCUCGGGGAGUCCACCAAGGCUGCCCAGCAGGCCAUCACCCAGGUGGUAGUGUCCCGAAUCCUCAUGGCUUCCCCCGGAAUGGCUAUCCCACCGUUUCUGAUGAACACAUUGGAAAAGAGAGCAUUUUUGAAGAGAUUUCCCUGGAUGAGUGCACCGAUACAGGUGGGAUUGGUAGGAAUCUGUCUGGUGUUCGCCACCCCGCUCUGCUGUGCACUGUUUCCACAGAAGAGCUCGAUUUCGGUGAGCCGCUUGGAGCCAGCACUUCAGGAGAAGAUUCGGGCCAGUCACCCUGGGGUGGAGAGGGUGUAUUUUAAUAAAGGACUGUGAGACCCCCCCCAGCCAUCUCAUACCAGCACAUUACCCAGGAAAACAGCUCCAGAUAGCCCUCUGUUGUGUGUGCCAAAGUUCCUUCUCUUUUAUCACAAAUUCCACAGUUGUAAUUAUUAUUAUUUUUGAAUUGACAGUGUCAAUCUCUGUUUGGGAGGUAUGGGUGGGGGGUUACCUUUUUGCAGUAUGGAUCCAGAUUUUAUCAUGUCUUAUCGUAAUCUGCCUCAUUUUCCACAUUGUUUCAAAUUAAGUAGUCUUCAGAAAAAGGCUGUUUUCUCUCUGUUGUUCCAAUAUUUUAUUUUUUGUUUGACUGUUUUGUAGUAGUCAGACCUCAGUGAGAAAAUGUGGAUUUAUUAAGAUGUAAUAACGGUUUAUUGAUCUUGCUCUGCUCCUCCGUUUCAAAAAGUGCAAUUUUCGGGAAGUAGAAAUCAGGAAUACAGCCCCAUCUGCAGUUGGGUUUUUUUGCGUGUGUGCCAAAAUUGGUGAAGCUCACUACCUUAUAAACCUCUCCUCAGGUCUGCCUGAGCUUUGGAAUAAUCAUAUACUGUAGAUGAUUUCUGAAAUAGAUGGAAUCAGGCAGUCAUAUUUCCCUUCACAAUGUUGUAUUGGUGCUGUGAUAAUAUAUAGGCAUAUAACUUAUGGACCAUAGUUAUACUUCUGUCUGCCUGUCAGCCGAACACGCAUGAGAAAAUCACUUUUCUCAAACCAGACAAAAUCAAUUAGAAAAAGAAAUCCAGUUCUUAAAGUAAGCCUACUUGUGCAAUAAACUAAUUACAGGAAUUUUUGACCAGGUGAAGCCAGUGGUUUUGUGGUCUUAACCCUCAGAGUGCCAGCAGUUCAGCAAAGCCGAGCCUUGUGAUGCGCUAAUGUGGUUUCUGAUACACAAUGGGACAGGAGAUGCAGUCCUCCGGUUGCGCUGGUUUGUGGUCAAACGGAGCGCGCUCAUAGUGCAGCGUAAUGCAGCCUAAAGGUCGUACCUCUGGUGUGUCCAACGCUUUGUGUUUCUGCGGGGCUCUUCGGUGCUCUUGAGACCUGGGCAUGCUGAGGCCCCCUGGGUUUUUUAAUUUACUCAAACUGAAGAACUCCGCUCUUGAGCCAUAACUGAUCAAUUGAGGCUGGGUGCGAUUGUGCAAAUAUCCCAACUGCGUGGUGACUGAUCGGCCUAACGCUGUAACCAUGGCGAUCGCCAUUUUCCCUUUAAUACGGAAGGGGAUGCAAUAGUACAAGACGAAUUCGCGGUAAAAUCCCGUCGAUUUAUUGCCGAUAUAUUUCAAAUGUCAGUCCUCAUUUCAGUAUGAUUUUGUUUCUGUGAAGAUGCAGAAGAGAUUUAUGUUGUUAUAUUCCCAAGGCUUGUGGUAAGAUUAGGAUAUGCAUAGACAGAAACAGACAUUUAUGCUUUGGGAGAUUUGAUUAGUCGUGUUCCAAUACCCUGAAUGAUACGUAAAUAUAGUGUGAAUGUUAUUUUUCUAGAUGAAUUUUAAAACAAAAUAAUUAUUAGUUUUGACAUUUACCAAGUGACUAAGCUUUGUUAAACUGAUGAUGAUCUAAAGUAGGGGUGCACAACUCUCUGAGUGCUGGUUUUUGUUCCAACUGGUUACCUUAGUUUUAGUUUUCUGAUAGCUGUAUUAACUAUGCUGGUUCACUCCUGUACUUGUGCACAGUAAAACUAUAGGAUACGCUUGCAAUUUUGCGUCUGUAGCUGGUGCUGAUACAAAUGUCAGGUAAAGAUAUAAUUGAGCUAAUUAAAUAAUUGACAGCAGAUGUUGACACAUAAUCCUGAUGUGGAUUGUGGGCCUUGUGCACCCCUGACCUCAAGCCAUCUCUGAUUACGGUAAUCAGUUUCUGGCCACAGUGAAAAAGGGGAAUUUCAACCUAAUUCCAUAUUAUAGCAUUUUGUAACACAUUUCUGCUGGAAGGGCAAAAAGUUAACAUUUUUAAAGUGUUUGCGUUGAAAUCGUAUGUUCUGUGGCCUGCAUUGUGUACGCCCCCUUGAUAUCUGACAACUACAUUGCCCACAAUUCCUUGUGCUCUUUUUAGUUUUGUUGGCAUUGAUAGAACUUCAGUGGGUGAUGCUGACAGGGUAUCAGGGGGUAAAGUCGGCGGAGAAAAUGUGCACGUACCAGCUUACAUCAGCUGCUGGACGAAAGAUACAGAAGGAUUAAGCUCCCACGUGACUUAUUGUUAAAGGCUCAAUUUUGAGCAAGUAUUACACCGGGUCUUAUUCAAAAAUGAAUCCAUUCCAAAACAGAAAUGGUAAUAAACUAAACAUAUGGUUGCAGAAUAUUGCAGGCCUGGCUACUGAGAGGGCCAAUAUAUGCAGCCUUUAUACAGUGGUCAACUGCAGACUUUAAUUUGUCUAUUUCUAAACCAGUUAAGUAUAGAAAUGUUUGCUUUAGGGUUAUGUAAAGUGUAACACUUUACAGCAAGAUGACAUGUAAAUAGCAUGUGUUAUUUAAAUUGACGAUCUGAAAUAUGGCGUAACUCAUGGGGUUGCUUGACUUAUGAAGUGUGGCCCAGUUUUUCAGCUUGUGGUUGUACUUUUUACAGUAACAGUACUGUUGAAAAGAACUUUGCACAAUAAGAUUUUACCUCUGUAUUUAUAUACAAGCACAAUAUUUUUUCUUUUUUUUCCAGAGGAAAAAUAGAUGCUGUAGAUGACUCUUGAGUUGCGUUUUGGGAGUAAACCCCUGCCCCAGCAUAGAGAAAACCUAAAGUUUGUGUUUCAUAUUAUAGUAUAUUAAACAUAAUAUAUAGUACAUUAGAUUUAGGUAGGAAGAGUAUGAUAUAAAUAGAUGUGGUGAGACAUUGUUAACUUGGCAGCACGCUCAUGUGUUGAGAAGACAGAUGUGAUUUUAAGCUAUUUACAGUAGAUGGGGUUAUUAUACUUUUACCUCCACAUACGUACAUGUAGAUAUGUUCUCAUUGUUACACGACUGAUGGCAUUGAGGGUACAGCUUCAGAGCAUCUCAGUUUAACAGUUUAACAGUGUAUCAGCAGCACAGAACAAAGAGAAAACUCAGAUAUUCAGUAAAAACCUGUGGCUGUUGUUUCUGUGGUCACGUGCACUGCCCUUUCCUGGCCCUAAGGCUUCUGGGUAAUAAUCAGGGUCUGUAUAAAUGCAUAUGGAUUCCAGGUUUAUACUGUGAAAGUUUUAAAGGCUUAGCAGAAAGGUUUAAGGCUCAGCAGAAAGGUUUAUAUUAAUUGAGGUGAAAUGGUGAUUCACACAAAAUUGUGCAAUAAAAAUGAUGUUCUGAGUGGUAUGAUUUUAGUGUUUUUAGUUGUUUUUUUAAUUGGGUCGUGUUCUGUAGAUUGACUGGAUGAAAUAAAAGUAUGUUCUGUAUUAAGGAGCAA